Hyalella azteca is the source of this 856-nucleotide messenger RNA. RefSeq lists its product as uncharacterized. The record is from RefSeq and is a predicted model, not a curated record. The transcript has 3 exons. The coding region runs from base 140 to 856 and encodes 238 amino acids. Lineage: Eukaryota; Metazoa; Arthropoda; Malacostraca; Amphipoda; Hyalellidae.
AUUUCAGUGGGCCAGCAAAAUUGGACAAGUUUCGUAAGUGAAAGUUCUAUAUUUCUCCAUCUAGAUCAAUACCAUUAAGAAAUAUUUUUGACUUUCUGUUGUUGUUGUUGUUGUAAAUUUUUGAAGAAUUUGAAUCAAAAUGGCGAAGGAAAUUAAUUGGAUUGGUUUUUUCGUGCUGCUGAAGUUUGUUUUUGCCGUCGCGGGAAAUGCUGAAACCGUGGACGAUUCAGCGGUUUCAGUGCUGCUGAAAAGUCGGAUUUCAAGUUUCGUCGAUGACGUCAAACCUCGCGCGAAACCAGAUCUGUUUCAAGGGAAGGUUUCUGGUUUUAAAAAUAACAUAAAUUCAGACUUCAACAAACAAAAAAUUCGUUAUGAGCGACGAGCCGAAAUUGAAGAAAAAAUUCCCGUCGGAAAUUCGCGAGGAAAUCGCAUUAGACGCCAAGUGAAUGGCAGCGAGCCAAUGGCAGCGCUGGAGUGUGGCAGGACUUGCCACUGCUACAGGAUAAACAAGACCAUUUAUGAAGAGGAAUAUCGCGUCAUCUGCAACAACACCGCUCGCCAGACUGUGCUGCUGACGUCAUCGGUGUUCGGGGGUGAAGCUCCCCCCUCCCUCAGCCUGCAAGUGUACGUGCGGGUCGUGGGUGUCACGGGGCUGGUGGUGACCCGUGGCUUCGUGGGGAGGUGGGGUGCCCACACCUCCUGCGCCCUGGACCUGUGGGAUGUGGGGGAUAUUGUCCUCCCCCACGGCCCCAUCCCUAGAGCCCCCACGGAGGCCUACACGCAUGUUUUUGCAGGUUUAGGAAUCANUCUAGAUGUGUAUAAGAGACAGGGUGUUAGCGGCGCUUUUGGUUUUUAG